UAGAUCAUGGUCCAAACCCGCCUGGGUUUGAAUUCCUUUUCUGCCUUUGACCAGCUAAGUACCUUGGGCAAGUAAUUGAGCCUCUCUCUGCCUGUGUUUCCUCAUAUGUCUGAAGCGUUCAUAACAGUACCUACUUCAUAGGCUCACUGGAAGAACUUUGAAUUUAGUGAGCCGUAUAUGUGUUAGUCAUUAGUAGUGACACGUUUCCUUAAUGAAAUGAAUUAAGCUGACACCUGUUGAGGAGAGGCAAGAAGAAACAAACUCUGACACUGGUGUGUCUCAUCCCUUCUUCAACCAAACAUUUCCACUUUGAUGUAUUUUUAAUCUCUGAUUAUGAUUUUAUACAUAAAAGGAGUUUCAAUGCUAACAAAAACAUUUGGCGUGUUUCUUCCAAUUGUAAAAGUCCACAGACUCAUGAGACCAAUGCUAGAUAUUGUAGACAAAUGCUGUCAAAGUUUAGUGUGCAUACAAAUCACAUGGGGAUCUGAGUCAGUCGGCUGGGAUGGGCCCUAAGAUUCUGCAUUUCUGUGAAGCUCCCCAGUGAGGCUGAUGCUGCUGGUCCAGUACACGGGCCACAGUUUGAGUGCCAAGGAUCUAGAAAAAGCUACAGAAGUCAGUGAGACUUUUUUUUUUCUUUGGACAUAAUCAUUUGACUGAUCAGUUUGACAGGGUGAAUGUGAGUACAGGUUACCUCUUGGUUUCUGUAAUAUUAUUUUCCUAGAAAAGACUAUGAAGAGUUUCUGCAAAGCAGCCCAUGUAGUCACUGAGUAAGAACCUGUAGAUACCUCUGAGAAGUGGGUGGUGGUUCUGUCCCCUGUGCUGCACUGUGCUCACUGCCCUCCCACCUCUGCUUCUGCAACAGGUGCCUGCAGAACUACAUUCCUGCCCACAGUUUAACCCUCUCCUGCCCAGUGUGCCGCCAGACCUCCAUCCUGCCCGAGAAAGGGGUGGCCGCGCUCCAGAACAACUUCUUCAUCACAAACCUGAUGGACGUGUUGCAGCGAACUCCAGGCAGCAACGUUGAGGAGUCUUCCAUCCUGGAGACAGUCACUGCUGUGGCUGCAGGAAAGCCUCUCUCUUGCCCAAACCAUGAUGGGAAUGUGAUGGAAUUUUACUGCCAGUCCUGUGAGACUGCCAUGUGUCGGGAGUGCACUGAGGGGGAACACGCAGAGCACCCCACGGUCCCGCUAAAGGAUGUGGUGGAGCAGCACAAGGCCUCACUCCAGGUCCAGCUGGAUGCUGUCAACAAAAGGCUCCCAGAAAUAGAUUCUGCUCUUCAGUUCAUCUCGGAAAUCAUUCAUCAGUUAACCAACCAAAAGGCCAGCAUCGUGGAUGACAUCCACUCCACCUUUGAUGAGCUCCAGAAGACUUUAAACGUGCGCAAGAGUGUGCUGCUUAUGGAACUGGAGGUCAACUACGGCCUCAAACACAAAGUCCUCCAGACGCAGCUGGAUACUCUGCUCCAGGGGCAGGAGAGCAUAAAGAGCUGCAGCAACUUCACCGCGCAAGCCCUGAACCAUGGCACGGAAACCGAGGUGCUGCUGGUGAAGAAACAGAUGAGCGAGAAGCUGAACGAGCUGGCGGACCGAGACUUCCCCUUGCACCCGCGUGAGAACGACCAGCUGGAUUUCAUCGUGGAAACAGAAGGGCUGAAGAAGUCCAUCCACAACCUCGGGACCAUUUUAACCACCAACGCCGUCGCCUCCGAGACGGUGGCCACGGGCGAGGGGCUGCGGCAGACCAUCAUAGGGCAGCCCAUGUCCGUCACCAUAACAACCAAGGACAAAGACGGCGAGCUGUGCAAAACCGGCAACGCCUAUAUCACCGCGGAACUGAGUACCCCCGACGGGAGCGUGGCGGACGGGGAGAUCCUGGACAACAAAAACGGCACCUAUGAAUUUUUGUACACCGUCCAGAAAGAAGGGGACUUUACCCUCUCCCUGAGACUCUAUGACCAGCACAUCCGAGGUAGCCCAUUUAAGCUGAAAGUGAUCCGGUCGGCUGACGUCUCCCCCACCACCGAAGGCGUCAAGAGGCGCGUGAAAUCCCCGGGAAGCGGCCACGUCAAGCAGAAAGCGGUGAAAAGACCCGCGAGCAUGUACAGCACUGGAAAACGAAAAGAGAACCCCAUCGAAGACGAUCUGAUCUUCCGAGUGGGUACUAAAGGAAGAAAUAAAGGAGAGUUUACAAAUCUUCAGGGGGUAGCUGCAUCUACAAGUGGAAAGAUACUAAUUGCAGACAGUAACAACCAAUGUGUGCAGGUAUUUUCCAAUGAUGGCCAGUUCAAAAGUCGUUUUGGCAUACGAGGACGCUCUCCUGGGCAGCUGCAGCGGCCCACAGGAGUAGCUGUACAUCCCAGUGGGGACAUAAUCAUUGCAGAUUAUGAUAAUAAAUGGGUUAGCAUUUUCUCUUCAGAUGGGAAAUUUAAGACGAAAAUUGGAUCAGGAAAGCUGAUGGGGCCCAAAGGAGUUUCUGUGGACCGCAAUGGGCACAUUAUUGUGGUAGACAACAAGGCAUGCUGCGUGUUUAUCUUCCAGCCCAAUGGGAAAAUAGUCACCAGGUUUGGUAGCCGAGGAAAUGGGGACAGACAGUUUGCAGGUCCCCAUUUUGCAGCCGUAAAUAGCAAUAAUGAGAUUAUUGUUACAGAUUUCCAUAAUCAUUCUGUCAAGGUAAUAUAAGCACAUCAGUUGUUAACUUUUAAUUGCUUUGUUGUUGUUGUUCUGAAACAAAUAAACUUAGUAGCUAUUUAUUAAGGACCAUCUAUGCACAUGGCAGAUAUAUAAAU
Molecule: messenger RNA, 2785 nt
Organism: Galeopterus variegatus (Sunda flying lemur)
Lineage: Eukaryota; Metazoa; Chordata; Mammalia; Dermoptera; Cynocephalidae
Gene: TRIM2
Product: tripartite motif containing 2
Exons: 8
Coding region: 987-2678 (563 amino acids)
Biological process (GO): proteasome-mediated ubiquitin-dependent protein catabolic process; protein polyubiquitination; negative regulation of translation
Molecular function (GO): translation repressor activity; zinc ion binding; ubiquitin protein ligase activity
Source: RefSeq, a predicted model, not a curated record